GCAUCUUCUGUCUGGUCUGCACGUAGCCAGCUGUCCCAGCAUGCACCGCGACGCCUGCAGUCUAAUUAUUCACAAAGAAAAGAGACAACAACCGGGUGGGAUCUCGGGCGCAGACACUCUGCGGAGUUCAAACCUUACUGGAGAUCGUGUGCUGACAGUAAGUUCCACGCCAUGGCCCUGAGGAGCUGAGAGUGGCGCCUUCCCGCAGUUAAAGGGACAUUAAACGGCUGGACAGAAGCUGGUGAGGAGCGGGGGCCCCUGAGGCAGCCAGAAGACGGGGAGGGGCCAGAGCUCAGCAGGAGCCAAUGCAGCAGCAUCAUCGUCAGCCUGAGCUUGUGGAAGGAAGCCUUCCCGUGUUCGUGUUUCCCACCGAGCUCGUCUUCUAUGCGGACGAGCAGACGUCUCACAAGCAGGUGCUCACCCUCUACAACCCCUAUGAGUUCGCCCUCAAGUUCAAAGUGCUGUGCACGGCGCCAAAUAAGUACAGUGUGGUCGAUUCCACAGGAGCUGUCAAACCACAGUGUUGCGUUGACAUCGUGAUCCGGCACAGAGAUGUGCGAGCGUGCCACUAUGGCGUCUACGACAAGUUCAGACUUCAGGUGUCGGAGCAGAGUCAGCGAAAAGCUCUGGGUCGCAAAGAGGUGACGGCCACGCUGCGGCCCUCGGCGUCGCAGGACCCCGCCAGCCCCCGGGGCCACGACGAGGACCGCAGAGUCAAGGAGCAGUUGGCGGACAGCGAGUUUUACGAGCAGACUGCUCAUCCUACAGAGAGCCGGCCUGUUGCUGGAGGACCCAGUCUGCUCACAGUGCUGCUGGGACUCGUCUGCAUGGCCGCCCUGAUGCUCCCGACGCUGGGGGAGCAAGAAUCCACAGUGCCUGUCUACCUCCACUUAAGUGUUAACAAAAAACUUGUUGCUGCUUAUGUUCUUGGUCUUCUUACGAUGGUUAUCUUACGAACAUGAAGUGCCGCCGGGAGGAGGAUUUGUGCGGUUUUUUUUUUGAAGAAGUCUUCACAUCGGAGCCGCUACUGUUCUUGAACCAGUAGAGCUGAGUGUGGAGGUUCCGACUUCUCCGUCGUUUUCAGAACGUGUCACUACAAAUGUUCGUACGAUUUUUUUGUUUUUUUGUUCGUUUUAUAGCAGGUUUCCUGCAGUGAGAGUGAAGCGUUUCUGAGCGAUGGAAUCUACACAGAAAAAAAACAGAAUUAAUGUACAUAAAGCCAUGAAGACGUCAUAGUGUUGACCUGUAACCGUCAUUAUGUGGAUGUUCGACUCUUCCACGCUGCAGACUGACAGAUGAGUGCAGUUAUUUGCACAUGUGGAAAUGUUUAAAGAAGAAAAAAAAGCUUUACGAAUGGAUUGCCAUUCAUAUUAUAUCAAUGCUCCAUCAUAUGUUUAAUAAACUUUCAGUACAGC
This is a messenger RNA of Oryzias melastigma (Indian medaka), 1415 nucleotides long. RefSeq names its product motile sperm domain containing 1 (gene mospd1). Bases 306 to 962 code for a protein of 218 amino acids. The record is from RefSeq and is a predicted model, not a curated record. Gene Ontology annotation, cellular component: cytoplasm. NCBI's taxonomy places the organism in Eukaryota, Metazoa, Chordata, Actinopteri, Beloniformes, Adrianichthyidae. The transcript has 6 exons.